Molecule: messenger RNA, 654 nt
Organism: Pelagomonas calceolata
Lineage: Eukaryota; Pelagophyceae; Pelagomonadales; Pelagomonadaceae
Source: the annotation of a GenBank genome assembly
AGCAGGGCAAAGCACUGUAUAGGACAGCGUCAGAGAUACCGAACGCUCAAUAUUAACAUAUUUGUUAACCAUCUUGAACUCCACACCGACCUGUUUCCUCCCGGGAUUCAGUAAUCAAUCCCUGAGAGAGCAUCAUCUCUUUGGUUGGACGCCAAUGCUGCCCGCAGGCUCAUUCCAUCAUGGUUCGCAAGACGCUCCUCGCGGCGCUGCUCGCGUCCGCCUCCGCCGUCGGCCUGCGCGUGAGCGAGCGCCAGAAGAAGGAGAGGCUCACGCUCACGUUUGUCGGCUCGAGCAAGAACGCCACACAUUACGGCGACCCGGCGGACGGCUGCCUCAAGGACGAGACGGCGGUCCAGGUCCAGGGCCUGGGUGGAGAUUUCUGCACGCCGCCCUGCACCGGGCCCCUCAAGAGCACCUGCCCGACCGACGUGCCCAAGGGCGUGACCGCGGCGCCGGAGUGCGCGCUCCAGGACCAGGGCUCGGGCCAGGGCUACUGCGCGCUGGUCUGCAUUCCCGGAGGACACAGUGGCGCGAACCAGUGCGGCAAGGCCACGUGCAAGAAUGUUCAGCUCGGCAUCGGUAUCUGCACGUACGAUGACUGACUGAGAAUCAUAAGAUUGUGUAUUCAAAAGGGCCUUCUUACUUACUACAUCU